GCCCCGCUCCUGCUCCCGCGCUGUCGCCGCGGUCGCACGCCGAUGGCUGCGGGCUCUCGCGGCGCCGCACAAGCUCCACGAGGCGAGCGACCCCCGGGCCUUCAGGGAAGCAGCGACUGCAGCUCGGACGGGGAGGGCGGAGCGCAGGCAGGCCGUAGUGUCGUCACCACGGCGGCGCGGGCCGAGGAGCCCCGAGCCGAGGCAGCAACGCCGACGCCCUGCGCGCACCCCCUCCGCGGCCCCCUCCUCCGCGGCCCCGCGGCCUCCAUCUUCCUCUAGCUGCCGGUGGCAGCGCUCGUCUGCGGAGCGGGGUUGAAAGACACACAGAAGUCUUCAUGGAUAUAGUUGAUACAUUUAAUCAUUUAAUUCCUACUGAACACUUAGAUGAUGCCCUAUUUCUAGGAUCCAACCUGGAGAAUGAAGUCUGUGAGGAUUUUAGUACAAGUCAAAAUGUCUUAGAGGACUCGCUGAAGAACAUGCUCAGCGAUAAGGAUCCUAUGCUAGGAUCUGCAAGUAACCAGUUCUGUUUGCCUGUUUUGGAUAGCAAUGAUCCCAAUUUCCAGAUGCCUUGUACAACAGUUGUUGGUCUUGACGAUAUUAUGGAUGAAGGAGUUGUUAAAGAAAGUGGUAAUGAUACCAUUGAUGAAGAAGAAUUGAUUUUACCUAACAGGAGUUUGAGGGACAGAGUAGAAGACAAUUCAGUAAGAUCACCAAGAAAAUCACCUCGUUUAAUGGCACAAGAACAAGUAAGAAGUUUGCGACAAAGCACUAUUGCCAAGCGUUCAAAUGCAGCACCUUUAAGCACAAAAAAGCCAUCUGGGAAGACUUUCUCUACCUCUAAAGCAGGGGUGAAACCACCAGAAAGAUGUCAGGGUAAAGAAGAAGUUUAUGCAUCACUGAAAUCUGAGCACCCUAAGGAGAGCAGAAGGAAUAGCCGACAUGCUGAACACAUGGACAUGGUGCCGGAAGUCUCAGCAUCUUCAGCUGAUUCUCCAGUGCCAUCUUGUGUCGGAAUGAAGGAAGCAGCUGAGCUCCAUCCCAGGCAUGCGUGCAAUGACCAGGGCGAAGUGAGCGCGCCAUCCCCGGAGUUAAGUCGUUUGCCUCCCUCAGAGACUAGCGCUGGUGUGGGAGGAAAGAGAACCGAAGCUCUGAUGGAGAGUAAGACUAGCAGUAGCCCAUUAUUUAAGGUUUCCGUUAAAGAGGAUGAGCAAAGUGACCUUGUUUCGGGUGAGCUGGAUGACACCACUGAAGGAGGGAAUGCAGUGGGAAGACUUGAGCAAGAGUCAGAGGAGAUAAAGUUCUCCUGCGAAGGUGACCGGAUGAGCAUGGAACCUGAGUCUUCUGAUGUAUCUAGUGACUCUGCUUGUACCGAUAAAAAUAAGACAGAAAAGAAUGAAGGGGCGCAGUGUCAUUUGGAAUUGAAGAAUACUGUGGAUAUUGUUGAUAAACCUGAGAACUCUCCUCCAAGCAAUCAAAUGGAAAUGCUGGGCUAUGGCGAGGACGUGGGGUCUAAUGAUGGUCAGUUACAGAGCGCAGAGUUUACUAAGUCACAUUUGGAGGAGGUUGACACUUGUGCUUUUGAACCAGAAACUAGUACUUUUGAAAAUACUAUUUGUGAUGUUCCUGACCAAAAUUCAAAGCAAUUGAAUAUUACUCAAAGUAUUAAAAUGGAAACAUCAAAUCUUCAGGAUGAUAGAAGUGGUUUAGAGCCCAAAAACAUGAAAUCCAAACACACAAAAUCUGUAACUCAUUCUAAACCAAGCAUGACCAUAGAGACACCAAGAAAAACUGUGGCAGUAAAGCUUGAGGUAGGUCACAGCAAAACUAAAUCUAAUGCCAAGACUGUGAAGCGAAAUGCCGAUGAACCAGAGCCCCAGCCUGAUUGUCAGAGGCCAGUCAAAGUGAGAAAGAAACAAGUUGAUAAGGACUUGAAGAGUCAGAGUUGUAAUUCUGGAGUUAAAUCUGUGAAAGGCCAAGCCCAUUCUGUAUUGAAAAAAAUACCCCAGGAUCAAACCGCAAUGCAAAUUUCCAAACCUUUAACUCAUUCUGUUAAUGAUAAACUUCCUGGUCAUUCUGGUCACUCCUUAGAGAAGCCUCCUCAUCCUGGACACACUGGACACUUAGUGCAUUCCAAUCAGAAGCAGAGUCAUAAGCCUCAGCUACAGGCGGGAGCGGUGAGGGUCACUAGCCAUGUGAGGGAUGAGCAUGAGCAUCCAGGCACUGAGCACCCUAAGGAGGAGGACAAACUGAAGCCAAAAAAACUCGAUAGGAAUCUCCAGCCUCGCCAAAGGAGAAGCAGCAGAAGUUUUUCUCUGGAUGAGCCUCCACUGUUUAUCCCAGACAACAUAGCUACUGUAAAAAAAGAAGGGUCAGAUCAGACCACCUCUGUUGAAAACAAAUAUAUGUGGACUCCCAGCAAGCAAUGUGGGUUUUGCAAAAAACCACAUGGCAACAGGUUUAUGGUUGGCUGUGGGAGAUGUGAUGACUGGUUUCAUGGGGACUGUGUUGGACUAAGUCUUUCUCAAGCACAGCAAAUGGGAGAGGAAGACAAAGAGUAUGUUUGCAUAAGAUGCUGUGCUGAAGAAGAUAAAAAGACAGACAUACUAGACACAGAGACUUUGGAAACCCAGGCUUCCCUCGAAGCCCACAGUGAAGAUAAAAGGAUGGAGUGUGGAAAGCUGACAUCGUCAUCGAAGCACUCGGUCACCGAGGAUAAACACAGACACACGGAUGACCCUGGGAGGCACAAGGUCAAAAUUUUAAAACGGGAGUCUGGUGAGGGGAAAACUUCCUCUGACAGUAGAGAUAAUGAAAUUAAAAAAUGGCAGCUAGCCCCUCUUCGCAAGUUGGGCCAACCACUUUUACCUCGAAGGUCAUCAGAAGAAAAAAGCGAAAAAAUAGCAAAAGACUCUGCAGCUCUCACCUGCGCAGGAGAGAAAGCGGCGAGAUCAGGUACUCAUGAGAAGCAAGAGACAAAGAAGAAGAAAGUUGAAAAGGGUGGACCUAAUGUGCACGCUCCUGCCACUGCUGCCACCAAGCCUUCUGCAGAUCAGAUCAGACAGAGUGUCCGGCACUCUCUUAAGGAUAUUCUUAUGAAAAGACUUACGGACUCAAACUUGAAGAUCCCAGAGGAAAAGGCAGCAAAGGUUGCCACAAAAAUUGAAAAGGAACUUUUCUCUUUUUUUCGGGACACAGAUGCCAAGUAUAAGAAUAAAUACAGAAGUUUGAUGUUCAAUCUAAAAGAUCCUAAGAACAAUAUACUAUUUAAGAAAGUUCUAAAAGGAGAAGUAACCCCUGAUCAUCUUAUAAGAAUGAGUCCAGAAGAACUAGCCUCCAAAGAGUUAGCCGCGUGGAGACGGAGGGAAAACAGACACACCAUAGAGAUGAUUGAGAAGGAACAGAGAGAAGUGGAAAGAAGACCAAUCACGAAAAUAACUCACAAAGGUGAGAUAGAAAUCGAGAGUGAUGCCCCGAUGAAAGAGCAGGAAGCAGCCAUGGAGAUCAGAAUCCUGAGAGUAUUCGAUACAGUAAUUCGUUGGGGCUUCAUAAGUCGUAUAAUUCGAGAACUGUUGCAACUUUUCUUUAAUUAUAUUAAGGAACCUUCUUCAGCCAAUAAGUCCUCGGAGAAGCCAGAAGCAUCCGAGAAACAAAAAGAAGAGCUUGACUCCACAUCCAAAGACACCACUAGUCAACAUAGACAGCAUCUUUUUGACCUGAACUGCAAAAUAUGCAUAGGUCGAAUGGCACCGCCUGUAGAUGAUCUUUCUCCCAAAACCGUGAAGGUUGUUGUGGGCGGCGCCCGGAAACACUCCGACAACGAGGCGGAAAGUAUAGCGGAUGCAUUGUCUUCAACGACAAAUAUUCUGGCCUCUGAAUUCUUUGAGGAGGAGAAACAAGAAUCUCCCAAAUCAACAUUCUCUCCCACUCCACGUCCAGAGAUGCCUGGAACUGUGGAGGUUGAGUCAACCUUCCUGGCUCGAUUGAACUUCAUCUGGAAAGGUUUUAUCAAUAUGCCAUCUGUGGCGAAGUUCGUUACCAAAGCCUACCCAGUGUCUGGAUCCCCUGAGUACUUGACAGAGGACCUACCAGAUAGCAUUCAAGUAGGUGGCAGGAUAUCGCCUCAGACUGUUUGGGAUUAUGUCGAAAAAAUAAAAGCAUCAGGCACCAAGGAAAUCUGUGUGGUUCGUUUCACACCAGUAACUGAAGAAGAUCAGAUUUCUUACACUUUGCUGUUUGCGUACUUCAGUAGCAGAAAGCGCUAUGGUGUGGCCGCUAACAACAUGAAGCAGGUUAAAGAUAUGUACCUUAUUCCACUGGGCGCUGCAGAUAAAAUUCCACACCCUCUCGUGCCUUUUGAUGGACCUGGGCUUGAGCUGCACAGACCUAAUCUGUUGUUGGGUCUGAUUAUUCGUCAGAAGCUGAAGCGGCAGCACAGCGCUAGUGCGGGCCCCAGUCACGCAGCUGAGACUCCGGAGAGCGCCCCAAUAUCCUUGCCACCUGACAAAAAAGGUAGAAUGGAGUCAUCCACAGAGGAAGCAGCAGAGGAAGAGAGUGACUUUUUCAAUUCCUUUACAACUGUGUUACACAAGCAGAGAAACAAGCCCCCUCAGCUUCCUCAGGAAGACCUGCCAACUGCAGCUGAACCUCUAAUGGAAGUCACCAAGCAGGAGCCACCAAAACCCUUAAGGUUCCUUCCUGGGGUCCUGAUUGGCUGGGAAAAUCAACCUUCUACUCUGGAGUUAGCAAAUAAACCUCUUCCUGUGGAUGACAUACUCCAAAGCCUGUUGGGCACCACUGGUCAGGUUUAUGAGCAGGCUCAGCCAGUUGUAGAGCAAAGCACUCUUAAAGAAAUUCCUUUUAUAAAUGAUCAAACUACCCCAAAAGUAGAGAAAAUAGAUAAAGUGGAAGUGACUGAAGGUGAAGCCAAGGAGAUAAAAGUUAAAGCAGAAAAUGUUUCAGAGUCUACAGGUAAAAACUCAGGAGUAGAAGAAACGUCACUGGUAGGCUCCUCUUCCAUUUCUCCAGGGCCUUUGGCAAGUCUUAGUCUGAGAGGGAAACCACCAGAUGUCUCCACAGAAGCAUUCUUAACUAAUUUAUCAAUUCCUUCAAAACAAGAGGAAACUGUGGAAAACAAAGAGAGAACAUUAAAAAGACCACUGCUCCAGGAUCAAGAGAACAGUUCGCAAGAUAAUAGGACUUCAAGUAACUCUCCUUGCAGGCCUAGCACCGGAAAGGGAAGCGUAGAUGGAACUGUGAGCUGCAGUGAGAAUCUUGUUGCUAACACCAGGUCCCCACAGUUUAUCAACCUGAAAAGGGAUCCUCGGCAAGCAGCAGGACGGGGCCAGCAGACAGUUCCAGACAGCAAGGAUGCAGAGAGCUGCAGAAACGGAGAACGGCAUGCUGUGUCUGCUCCAUCAUGCAACAAAGAGCCCGUAGAACCCGUCAGUGGAGAGGGAAAGCCCUCUUCUCUGGAGAAGAGCUCGUGUGUAGAGCAGAAUGAUGAUUCAGAGGCUGCGCCAAACUCAUCCUCAGUAGAAAACUCAAAUCCUUCACAAGCAGAACAAGCCAAUCCUUUACAAGAGGAUAUUUUAACACAAAAUAUUGAAACCAUCCACCCAUUUAGAAGAGGAUCAGCUACAUCAUCAUCUCAUUUUGAAGGUGGAAACACAUGCCAGUCAGAAUUUCCUUCUAAAAGCAUCAACUUUACUCCCAGGAGUACCAGCCCCCGAGCGAGUACAAACUUUUCACCAAUGAGGCCACAGCAGCCCAACCUCCAGCACCUCAAGUCUAGUCCUCCUGGAUUCCCAUUCCCAGGACCCCAGAAUUUCCCUCCCCAAAGUGUGUUUGGAUUCCCACCACAUUUGCCACCUCCGUUACUUCCGCCUCCAGGCUUUGGCUUUCCUCAGAAUCCCCCCAUGGCUCCUUGGCCACCUGUUCACGUCCCGGGCCAACCACAGCGCAUGAUGGGGCCCCUUUCACAAGCAUCAAGGUACAUGGGACCACAAAAUUUUUAUCAGGUAAAAGAUAUUCGGAGACCAGAAAGGCGACAUAGUGACCCAUGGGGUAGGCAAGACCAACAGCAACCAGAUAGGCCAUUUAAUAGGGGUAAAGGGGACCGUCAGAGAUUUUACAGCGAUUCGCACCACUUGAAAAGAGACCGUCAUGACAAGGAAUGGGAGCAAGAAUCUGAAAGGCACAGGCACAGAGACAGAAGCCAAGAAAAGGACAGAGACAGGAAAAGCAAAGAGGAAGCACAUAAAGAUAAGGAGAGACCACGGUUAUCACACAGCGAUCGAGCAGCAGAUGGCAAAGCCAACAGAGAGAGUAAGAGUGCAGACAAGAAACCGGACAGGCCUAAAGGUGAAGACCAUGAAAAGGAGAAAGAGAGAGAGAAGAGCAAGCACAGAGAGGGGGAGAAGGACAGAGAGCGGUACCAUAAAGACAGGGACCACACUGACAGGGCGAAGAGCAAAAGGUGAAACGCAAGGCUGCUUCAGCUUCAUACUCAAAACUGUCCGUGUGUCUUUAUAAGGUUGCCUGGUAGGCCUGUGCCGUCUUAGCCCUCGCUGUUGGAGGUGGGCAGAGCAGUAAACUGUGCUGGUGCGGAGUCCUGUGCACCAGUGCCCCCUUCACACCACUGUCCUACCUACAGGAAUUUAAUAUUUUUAAAGUUUUACAAUACUGUAUGUAUAUUCAAAGAUUUGUUUAAUUAAUAUGCAAUAAAGGCUUAGAAAUUUUAGUUUUAUUCCUUAAUUGGUAAAUAUGGUUAACUAUGAAAUAUAUUUCCUGCCUCUAGUGAAUGUCCUUUAUAUAAUGACUAAUUUGGAAGUAAUCUGUGCUCUGUACAUUUGUUUUCAAUUGCACUGUUUUUAAAGAAAAUGUAGAGGAGCGGCAAGAAAGCCAAGACUUCCCAGUCAGACCAUCCUGACUUAGGGGCAGCUUUUGACUGUGAAUCAAGAGCCCAGGGAGUCCAUUUGUUGCUUUAAUCUGUGCUCACUGAAGGCGGUGUGGUAGGCCAUAUCCCUUUCCUUUCUGCUCUUCAGAAACUUGAAUACUUAAGCUUGUACAUGAUCUUGUGUUUUGCUAUCCUUUUUACUGUAAAAUGUAAAUAUUUUAAGGGAUAUUUUGAUUCUAAAUAUGAUAAAAGAAUUUCUCACCUACUUUGUGUGUGUGAUUUGAAAUUCAAUAGUAAAAGCGAUUCUUCGAAGCUUCUUUUCCUUGAGACAUUAUUCUUUUACUCAGCCAAGAAUAUGUAGACAGACUGUCAGACAUUCCUAAGCGAGGAGUGGUUGUUCUUACAGCUUACAUGACUCACAUCUACCGAGGCUAGUGUUUAGAACUGCAAGUAGGGAGCUUUGCAGUCAGCCAUUUAGCUGCCAUUAUGUUUCUGAAAACUUAUAUAUGAUUAAACUUUGUUAUACAGACUCAGUAGUCAUUGUGAAACUGCAGACUUUUAAGUGAAAUGUAUUUUGAUUUUUGAUUAUAUUUUUUGGAAAAUGAUUUGUUUGUAGGGCAACUGUAAAAUUGAGUAUGCCAGUUUGACUUGAAAUAGAAAACACACAAGACUUGUUCUUUCAGAUCUAAACUUACUCACACCCUGAAAUCCAUCCUGUGCUGAUGUUUAAAACCUAAAGCAAUAGCUGCCGGCUGAUGCUAACACUCCACAGCCAGACAGGAGCCACCAGUGUGCUUAUCUACCUGUUCCAUGAAGAAUCCCGUAACGCCACAAAAUUAAGAAAACCGUUUCUAAAGGAGGAUUACCAUGUUUUUGAAACCAGAUUAACCUUCCCAAAGAAAAUAGCAGUCAAACAUUUUUAUCUGAAUUGCAAGGAUUACAAUAUUUUUUUCCCGUCUUUGCCUCUGAAAUUUAUCAUCAUCAUAAAAGUUCUAAAAUGAAGUUUUUCCAUUUAAAUAAAGUAUUUUUAAUGUC
Messenger RNA from Rattus rattus (black rat), 7930 nucleotides. RefSeq names its product PHD finger protein 3 (gene Phf3). The coding region runs from base 336 to 6479 and encodes 2047 amino acids. The transcript has 16 exons. Gene Ontology annotation, cellular component: nucleus. Gene Ontology annotation, biological process: DNA-templated transcription. The record is from RefSeq and is a predicted model, not a curated record. NCBI's taxonomy places the organism in Eukaryota, Metazoa, Chordata, Mammalia, Rodentia, Muridae.